Messenger RNA from Agrilus planipennis (emerald ash borer), 386 nucleotides. Its product is annotated as H/ACA ribonucleoprotein complex subunit 3-like. Gene Ontology annotation, molecular function: telomerase RNA binding; box H/ACA snoRNA binding. The transcript has 3 exons. The coding region runs from base 98 to 292 and encodes 64 amino acids. The record is from RefSeq and is a predicted model, not a curated record. Gene Ontology annotation, biological process: positive regulation of telomerase RNA localization to Cajal body; rRNA pseudouridine synthesis; snRNA pseudouridine synthesis. Gene Ontology annotation, cellular component: box H/ACA snoRNP complex; box H/ACA telomerase RNP complex. NCBI's taxonomy places the organism in Eukaryota, Metazoa, Arthropoda, Insecta, Coleoptera, Buprestidae.
UGGCAACAACAGUACCAUUGUGAUUUAUUUUGUUAAAGUUAUCUGAAAAUAACCUACAAAUUUGACAGUAAAUUUCUCUUCAAAGAAAGGCGAAAAAAUGUAUCUUAUGUACUAUUUGGACGAAGAAGGAAAACGAUCAUACACAUUAAAGAAGGUGGAUCCUCAUGGGAACCCUACAUUUUCAGCUCAUCCUGCUCGAUUUUCCCCAGAAGACAAGUAUUCUCGUGAAAGAAUUAUCAUUAAAAAGAGAUUUGGUCUAUUACCCACUCAGAAACCUGAACCAGUUUAUUAAACAUGUACCUAGGAUUAUCAGUAAAUAAUAAUAUGAUGAUGUUUACUCUAUUUUGUAAUGUUUUCAAUUUGCAAAUAAAAUAGAAGAAUAUGAA